ACAUUCGACUCGAGGUACCUCUCGUAGGUCACCUGAAACAAGUACGGAUAGUGGAAGCAGAAUACCCAUCCCCAAUUCCACUUCUGCCGGGUUCGGUAGCAUACCCCUCUCAUUCCAGAAUCCUCCGCGUGUGCUCCCUACAGUGGCAGGCUCCAAGGCUUGGUGGGGUAUCGUGGCAGGCGCUCGAGCGAUGAAUAGUGGAGUUGACACUUUGAGUCGCCUUCUGGCGCCGAGGGAUACGCCUGACCCCACACAUCCCGUGUGGGACACCCCUGCGCUGCAUUCAGACCGGAGUCCACCCCGGUCGCGCCGCAAACCUACUCUACAACAAGAGCCCACUCGGGACGGCACAGCCGAGAGUGGUGGCAGUAUCGCUGAUAGGGUGGCUCCAAUAUCUCAUGGAAGA
Molecule: messenger RNA, 406 nt
Organism: Tuber aestivum (summer truffle)
Lineage: Eukaryota; Fungi; Ascomycota; Pezizomycetes; Pezizales; Tuberaceae
Source: the annotation of a GenBank genome assembly